UCUAUUUUUUCUUAAAAUUUAUAACUAAUAUUUCAAUAACACAAAUUAGUAAAAUAAUACAUUAAUUCACUGUACGUAUACUUAAUUGGAUUCGUAUCCUGUGGUAGUUGCGUCUGCCUAAAGAUAUUGUAUUAUAUGCAACUAAAUACCAGUAAUAUUUUUAUUUUAUUGCACUUGGAACACUUCAAUUUGUUGCAAGAAAUAUUAAAUUAAAAUUGUUUGAUUAGAUAACUAGAUAAAUAUUUUAUUAUCAUGUAAUUUGAUUGGACACAAUAAUUUUUUAUUUUUCCUAUAAAAAAAUAAAUAAAAUCAAUAACAUAUCAUUGCUAACCGGUGACUAUCACAAAAGUUUUAGCAAUGCCGUGAAUUUAUUUUAUUUUUAUUUUUGUAAGUUACAACCAAUAUCGUUAUAUUAUUACAAAAAAUUAUAGCAUUCUCACAAUAUAUCUCACUACAAAAAAAAAAAAAAAAAAUAGUAUAUUUGUAACUGUUACGUACGGAAUUUAGAAUUAGGUUAAAAGCCCAAGGUAAAAAGAAGAAUGGGCCUGGCAAUAGAGUUGAUUGAAUUGGCUGAAGGACACCAUGAGGAAAUCAAGGAAAAUAGGUUUACCUCAAGUCGGAAGGUCCUCAAGACGGAAAGACCUCAAGUCGGAAGGUCUUCAGGUCGGAAGGUCCUCAAGACGGAAAGACCUCAAGUCGGAAGGUCUUCAGGUCGGUAGGUCCUCAAGACGGAAAGACCUCAAGUCGGAAGGUUUUCAGGUCGGGAGGUCCUCAAGACGGAAAGACCUCAGGUCGGAAGGUCUUCAAGUCGGGGGGCUCUCAAGACGGGAAGUCCUCAGGACGGAAAGACCUCAGGACGGAAGGUCUUCAGGUCGGGAGGUCCUCAAGACGGAAAGUCAUCAGGAUGGGAAGUCUGCAGGUCGGGUAAACCGUAGAUCGGAUAGAAGGUGAAGUCGGGCAGACGCGGAGGUCUGUAAAGAGGAAGGUCGGGCAAGGAAGAGGUACGGACAGACGCGGAGGUCUUCGGUCAAAGACGGAGGGCGGCUGAUGAGGUUGGCCCAAGUGAGGUCGGGCGAAGAAGCAGGUCGGGCGAAGGACGAAGUCGGGCCAAAAGGGCGGAAGGUCUGUAGUCGGCUCAAAGAGUGAAAUAUAGGGAUAAUUUUGGUCUGCUGAGGACGCGUGCCAGCAGGAGAAGGGUUGGAAGGCGGUUGAAAUGGAGACGUUGUAACCGUUCGGGUGACGGUUUUCAGUACGGUUUCCCAGAGAAUAUUUAAAGGCUUGGAUAAUCAUUUGGCAAGGCAUCUUCAAUCAACUUCAACAAAGCAAAGUCAGAUUUGGGGAUCACCACUUUAAAUUUCAGUCUUUUAUUUUCCAGUUUAUUUUCUGUACCGUACAGUGUUUAGAGAUUCCUAAUCUCAGGCACUAAUUAAUCAAGUUUAAGGAUAUUUUCUAUAUCUUUGAAUUUUACUUUAUUUUUGUUGAAAAAUUACAUCAACAAAUUGGCGACUCCACUGGGGAGCAAGACACAAUUGCUCAUUCCAAUUCCAGCGAUAAUUUCAUACGUCUUAGAUCCGGCCGUAUCAUCGAAAGGGUCCAUAUGGCAGGUUCACAACCUCAAUCAUCAUCGGCACCGGUGGGAGAAUCCGUUCCACCACCUAAUGUGCCAAAUGCCGGGGAAAUCCCACAACCACCAACAGAUUGGUGGUCUUAUGUUCAACAAAUGCUGCGUGAGCAACAAACGAACAUGUUGCGUGAGCAACAGAGCAUGAUGCAGAACAUGAUAGAUCAAGCAUUGUCAAUGGUUAGUCUUCAACCCACUCAAACUCCACCAGGAGUAUCACCGUCCAGACUACAGACAAAUUUCGCAGGGCCAUCAUUCGUGGAUAGUAUAUUUCCAAGUGCCACAAAUCCCAACCGAAUGGAUAGGGGAAAGUCUCCUCUGACUUUUCCCAACACUGUUCCACUGGGACCAAGGGUUACCAAUAUGCAGACGAACAAUACAAGGGAGGACAGGCCUGAAGGAUAUAUACAUGAUCCUAUUCAUAUUCCUGUGCAGGAUCCGUUCCAUGUUCCUGAUCAUCAACGCUUUCAUGUAGAUCCUGAUGAGCUUGCACAUAUAUUAAGGGAUCAGUAUGGAUUAACUCCUCAGAUGGCUAACCGCCCUGCAUAUCAGAGACCUUUCCCAGAAAGGAUCAUUAAUGAACACCCUCUCCCAAGGAAUUUUCGACCACCCGACUUUCAUGCAUUCUCAGGGGAGGACGGAUCCUCCACCAUAGAACAUGUUGGUCGGUUUACAGCACAAUUAGGAGAAGUUGGCAAUAACCCUUUUUAUAAGUUACAGCUGUUUGGUUUAUCUCUUACUAGAACGGCGUUUUCGUGGUUUGUAAGUCUGCCUCCUGGACAAAUUCAGACUUGGGAAGGACUGGAGAUGGCAUUUCACGCUAGAUUCUUCAAUCCUUUACCAGUUGUUUCUUUAACUGAUCUUCUAGAAUUGAGACAGUUUCCAGAAGAAUCUGCUUCACAGUUUAUAGAAAGGGUGCGAUUGAUGAAGGGACGAUGUCCUACGGUAAUCAGUGAGAAAGAGAUGACCAAUUUAGUGGUCCGGAAUAUGCAUACUCGUUUAAGAAAGGCACUCACUGCCCUGGAUGUUGAGGAUUUGGCAAGUCUUGCAUCCAAGGCAGGACGUCUAGAGUCUUUGUUCAGAGAGGAAGAUCAGCAUAACAGGCGUAAUAGAGGCCAACAUAUGGCGAGUAUGGGAACAGAAACAUGUGACUUUGAUUUUAAUCAGUCAGAAGAGAUGGCAGCCGAAAUCCUUUCUGGAAAACCGUAUGUAUGCCCUAAAUUGAAGCCAGUACCAGGAUCUGAAGGAAAGGAGCAACCGACCUUUGAUAGUUCGAAAGCUGAUGAAAUCUUUGAUAUCCUACUGACUGAUGGGCAGAUCCGUAUUCCAAAGGGGCAAAGACUUGCCACUAAAGAAGAAAUCAAAGGGAGACCAUAUUGUAAGUGGCAUAAUUCUUUCACACACACUACAAGUCAGUGUACUCAUUUUAGGAAGGAAAUUCAAAAGGCCAUCAAGACAGGUCGGCUCAAAUACAUCACUCUAGGUGUAGACCAGCAACCGUUUCCGAAUGUAACAACGGCAAUGGUUGACAUCCAACCAAGUUCGGAAACAAGGAAAAGUUCGGCCAAUGAUGGACAAAAAGGGGAACGAACUCAGCCAAGCCCCGGAACAAAGAAAGGAAAUCAGCCAAACAGUAGGCGACCGGAAGAACGACUCAAAGUUUGUGAGAAACCAGUCGCUGAAAAAUGGGACCACCCAGAUGGUUCUUUUAAUGUGGAGGUGAAAGAAAAGGUUUUGGUACGAGAUCACCCGACCAGAAAAACAGGGUCGGUCGGGAGCAAUUGGGCUCGAAAUAAAAAGCCUUUACCAGUUGAUUUAGAUCCUCGGUUCCCAGGUAUGAAUCGUACACAGAUUCGCAAUGCCAAACGCAGGUAUGCUGCAAAGUAUGGGAAACGAGUUCCUUUAGCAAAACGACUAACCGACGAACAAAAAGCAGCCGACCACUUGGCAGGAGAUCAGUCUAUUAGAGUCUUUACAGAACAAACGACUAACGAGCAAGGAGCAUCCACUCAAUCUCCAAAAGGUCGGUCCAGUCGGGUCUGUUCAGGAAAGCAACCGAACGACGGAUUAGGCGCUUACGACUAUGCCAAAGGAAGUUCGUCGGGAUUGGGGAAAGGUAAAGGGAUGGCAGAUGAAAUAAUUAAAGGUUUUAGAUGCCAACAUUGUGAACGAAUCAACAUCAAUCCAUCUCUUGAAGAAUUCCGUAUUGAAUCUUUGACGGUUCAAUCUCAAUCUCGGGAUAAGACAAAGGAAGAAGUAGUAACUACAGAGGAAAGUUCAAGAUCUGUUAAAUCUCGUCUGGGACCACGAAUCCCUUGUCGAAUGACAGAGAUUAAUCAGAUGAGUGAUGAACCGAUGUGGGCGAGUCUGGUAGAUGAAACUAUGGACGAACCUUUAUGGGCAUUCUUGGCAGAUGGUGAAUUAGAGGAGACAGAGGGGGCAAAGACCUCAGAUUCCGAUCCUCAGUCGGAAACACCUUCGAUUGUGUUUCCUCCUAUUCCAGAGGGUGCGAUCUCUCAUUUGAAACCUCUGUAUGUUAAUGCUCACAUUUGUGGGAAACCAAUCACAAAGGUUUUCGUGGAUAAUGGAGCAGUCUUUAAUGUUAUGCCAUUGAAGACUCUCAAGAAGCUAGGGAAAGGAAUUCAUGAUCUGUCUCCUGUGGAAUUCGAAAUGACAAGUUUUACAGGGCAGCCGACUAAGCCUGAAGGCAUGAUGGUUGCCACGAUCGAGGUCGGGCCAAAGAAGAUCUCCACUGUUUUCUUCAUUGUGGACGCAGAUACUACAUACUCUCUCUUGCUGGGAAGAGACUGGAUUCAUGCCUCUCAAUGUGUGCCAUCAACCUUGCACCAACAAUUAAUGUUCUGGGAAGGAAAUCAGGUCUUCAAAAUGGAAGCGAAUGACAACCCAUUCGAUGUAUCAGAACAAGUUGAAGAGUCAGUGUUUUAUUCCAGUCCUUUGGCUCCGAUGUCUCAAUUGUAUAUGGCCAGGGAAUACCCAAACAAGGGUUAUAAAGUCACUGGCCAGAACUCGAUGUUCUAUUAAAAGAACACCUUUAUU
Molecule: messenger RNA, 4678 nt
Organism: Andrographis paniculata
Lineage: Eukaryota; Viridiplantae; Streptophyta; Magnoliopsida; Lamiales; Acanthaceae
Exons: 2
Coding region: 1598-4663 (1021 amino acids)
Source: RefSeq, a predicted model, not a curated record